Messenger RNA from Nicotiana attenuata, 1684 nucleotides. RefSeq lists its product as uncharacterized. The transcript has 8 exons. Lineage: Eukaryota; Viridiplantae; Streptophyta; Magnoliopsida; Solanales; Solanaceae. The record is from RefSeq and is a predicted model, not a curated record. The coding region runs from base 87 to 1250 and encodes 387 amino acids.
GCAAAGGAGAUAUUGCAGAGAAUCUAAACCAAAGUGGGUAAAAGUGUUAAGGAAAUUCCAAAAUCACCCACCACUGACCGAAUACGAUGCUGUUCUUUCCAACAACAACAAGACCCUUGAGCUUCAGAAGCUCGUUCCAUUUUCCGCAUCAAUUUUGCAGCAAAACGAUUAUGUCUACAACAACAACAGCUACAAUGCAUUCCUCUGUUUCUCCUUCAAGUGAAUCCCACAAAGUAAGCAGCAGUGGAGAAGCUGCCAUUAGCGUUGAAGAAUGGCAGGGGUGGGGUACCACAUCUCCUAUACCCUCUAUGGUUACUCAGGUAGUUGAUGACUUGAAGCUUUUGCAGAAAGAUAGUGAUGCAGAUAUGAUUUUUGGUGGCAAUCACGGCAAACUCUCGGGUGACUUCAAGGUGCAAGAGGAUAAAAAGCAUAGAGCAACAUAUCAGUCUUUAGGUGAUUCAGAAACGAAACUCCAGUUCUUUUCAGCUCGACAAAUUGCAUGUCGUGUGCUUGGAAGUAGGGGUUACCUUUGUCAGAAGUGCUGGCUUCCCUCGGAAGAUUGUAUGUGCUCAAAACUUAUUUCAUGUCCUCUUUGGCAUCGAGUACGGUUUUGGUUGUAUAUGCAUCCAAAGGAUUUCUUGCGACAAAAUAACACAGGGAAGUUGUUGUGGCAAGUGUUUGGCAUUCAAGCUGCUACUUUGUGCCUCUAUGGAAUAGCUGAACAUGAGGAAAUGAUGUGGGAUGCAUUGAAGCUUGCAGGAAAAGAUAAGGUUUGGUGCCUUUAUCCCAACAAGAAUGCACCAGCGAAGUCUGUCAAGGAUAGCAUGGCCAAGCUUUCUUUUUCACAUGUAGAAUGCCCUCCUGAAACUACAGAUGGAGGCCAUUCCUUGAAUUUUAUUCUAAUUGAUGGGACCUGGAGCAAUUCGGGUGCAAUGUUCAGCCGUUUGAAGGACCGGUACGAGUUAAUGUGGGGUGAUGAGCUUCCUUGCAUAACGCUGAACACAGGAGCAUCCUUGAUGCAUAAACUCAGACCGCAACCAUCAUGGGAUCGUACAUGUACAGCAGCAGCAGCAAUAGGCCUCCUCGAUGAGCUGCAUGACCUUCCAAAUUUUGUUUCCUAUGGAUUGGAUAAACAGGCUAAAGCAAUUGAAGAUGCAGUGGAGGUUUUGUUAGAAGCACUUACAGCUCGACGGCUUCGCAUGGGUAGGUCCAUCACCCGUAAACAAAGACACAAUCGCGACAUCCUUUAAGAAUAGCAGCAGAGUUGUUUUUCACCUUUCUGGCAGAUUGACAUCAGCAAUUCUGAAGAUGCUAUGCCACAUAUACAGAGUAGACGGUCAAUAGGACUAACAUGUUCUCAUAGGGAAAGAAUAACCAGUUUGAGCUCAGAAGAUCCAGAUCAUUUUGGACAGUUUUGAUUUUCCCGGUUCUUAUACAAUCUUUUUGUCACGAACUGUCAUGACACUGUCUCCGUAUAGGUAUGCUGUUCUCCAUGUUAGUAAGGACAGUCUUUGAGUUGCAAAAGAAAAUGUCAUGAAACUGCUGGUGGUAGUCAUAUAGAAUAGACAUAAGAGGAACAACAGUUGGUUCUUGAGUAAUGAGCAUACUAGGAAUCCUCUGUUUUUGCUUUUGUUUUCUUGGUUAUACUUUAAAACCCUUUCAUUAACAAGUUUUUGGUUUCAAA